UAAUUUGUCUAUUGGCGUCUUAUCUGUGAUUUCCAUGAUUCAUAACCCCAGAUCCCUAUUUAGAAUUCCAUUUUGUUAAAUUUCGCCCCUUGUGUUCUAUGUUAGGACACACCAUUCUUUUACUCGGGGACCAUACACUGCUUUUCAUGAAAUGGCUCGAAAGUAAAUUUUUGUAGGUUCCUUGAUAAUCUUCGUAUGAAGACAUCUUCGUAUGCUUCUCAAAAUUUUACCAUUUUCAUAUUUAAAUGUUGAUUUCUGCUUAAACCGGUGCUAGAGGACGUGGACGGUAACUUUUCAGUUCCGCUUUUCAGUUCCGUCCAUGAACAGGCUCAAUCAAACUGAGCUCGCAACAUUUUCAAUUUCGUCGUUUUGGGCGUUCUUUAGGGAUUCUGGUUUCCAUUAUUUUACACAAUUAAGCGGGUAUUGUGGGGCACAAUCAAGUGAGUUUUUCGGAACAAAACUUUACUCAAUUAAGAGGGAUUGUCGUUCCUGCAAUUUUACAUGAGCGUUACACAUCACCAGAAUAGCUCACUUAUUAAAUUUACUCCAAUAAAUCGUGUCAAUAAUGCUUAAUUUGUCAUGUGUAGCAGAAUAUUUGUAACAGAUUACACAUUAAUUGAUUUCCUUCUUAUAGCCUCAACUUAAUUAGUUUAGUGUAUUCUUGUGCCAUGCAUUUAUAUACAUGUAAUUGUUAUAGAAACCAACUAUUUGUACAGAAGUUAACUUAGGUUAAACUGUUCUUCUUUUUCAGGUUGCAACUUGUGAUACUCAUUGUGGUUGUAGUUUUGUCUCUUCUGGCACAUUAUUGUUUAUUUACACAUCUGUAUCGCAAUCUUCGUGUAAGUGAAUCUCAGCCAAGAACUGAUUAUUAUGAUAUUGAUAGUAAAGUUGAUAAGGCGAUUAAAAGUAAAUUAGAUCAAACUGACUUUGUAAAAUGGGUAAAAAAUAAUUUGUCUGAUGAACUAAAUGAACUUAAUAUUAGUGGCAAUGUAAAACAAAAAAUACAAAACGAAUUGUAUGAUGUUGAUAUUCCCAGGAAAGUGAAAGAUUCACUUGAAUCUGAAGUUUCACAGAGAACAGAAUCAACUAAAGCUGAAAUUAUGAAGCUGUUAGAAUCAACUCAAGCUAAACUAGAUCAGGAGCAUGACAAAUUCAAUGAACUGUAUCAGGGAAAAUUAAACGAUGCUGUAAAAGAAGCUUCAAAUAUUAAGACAUUAAUUCCUAACGCAGAGGAAAUGAAUCGACUUCAGGAACAAGUUAAGGAAUUGUCCGGAAAUUAUUCUAAAAUAAUGACUAAAGAAACAAAUGAUUCAAAGAUUGGGGCAUUGCAGGUGUCUGUAGAAGAUGGGGAAAGAAAGCUAAAAGAAAUAAGAAAAGAGUUCGGGGAACUUCAGAAAAAUAUAACAAUGGCUCUUGAUGAAUAUGCGAAACAUAAAGACAAAAUUAAGGAAAUUGAAAAAAUUAAAGAAAAGCUUGAUGUCAUACAACCGAAUACGUUUAAUAAAGAAAGUUUCAUGAUGGCAUUUAUGAUUUUAACUGUUAUGGUGUGUGUGCUAGCUGUAGCCGUAUUUAAUAUAUAUCAACGUGGGAGCAGUACGGAACCUGUACAUACUAACGGACGGACACAAGCUAAACGAAACACGAAGGAUAUGGGCAGCAAUGAUGUACUACGACGGAUACCACAAAGUCCAAACCUUCAGCCGGGUGUAUGUAUCAUUAGCUAUGACGAAGCACGUACAGGAUUUCACAGGGAAUUACUCGAUUCCGCGAAUAUCCGUAAAUGUGAUGUAAAAUCUCAUGUGAUUAGAAGACAUGAACAGAUUCUAGAAUUACCGAGGUGUAAGGUCUAUCUCAUGUGUACAGAAUUUUCUGAAAGACAUGUGAUUAUUGAGGAGCCUGGUUUAGGUUUGGGAGAUCUACAUAGAACUACGUAUUAUGCUGUUAAGAAACUGGGAGGCUGUCUCAUUAUAUUGUACACUAAAGAUCCGGGAUCAAGAAAAUUGAGAAAUCAAGCAAACCAGGCGCUUUACAACACAGAUAUUUACUGUGUGAAAAAACAACAGGAACUUUCUAAUCUGGAACAAAACAAUGGAUUCUAUAGUACUUAUGAUAAACUGAGUGAGCAUCAAAAAACUGUACUGAGACAGAAAAUAGUUGACAAUAUGACCUAGAUAAUACAACGA
Molecule: messenger RNA, 2183 nt
Organism: Ruditapes philippinarum (Manila clam)
Lineage: Eukaryota; Metazoa; Mollusca; Bivalvia; Venerida; Veneridae
Exons: 5
Coding region: 1101-2171 (356 amino acids)
Source: RefSeq, a predicted model, not a curated record